This is a messenger RNA of Vigna angularis (adzuki bean), 2814 nucleotides long. Its product is annotated as pentatricopeptide repeat-containing protein At2g22410, mitochondrial-like. The record is from RefSeq and is a predicted model, not a curated record. NCBI's taxonomy places the organism in Eukaryota, Viridiplantae, Streptophyta, Magnoliopsida, Fabales, Fabaceae. Gene Ontology annotation, biological process: RNA modification. The transcript has a single exon. Gene Ontology annotation, molecular function: RNA binding; protein binding. Bases 362 to 2395 code for a protein of 677 amino acids.
AGGAAAAGAAGGGAAGACAAAACAGAGCAGGGAAUGUGUUUCAGUGUCGGGAACUCCUAGAAGUGAGUUGAAAUUACGAAAAACAAAACACCCUGCGAAAGAACACAACACAUUGAUCUUCUUCACUAACGUUAAAGGUAACCCUUUCUUCUUCUUCUUCUCUCUCACUGUCAACCCUAAUUCAUUUCAAUCCUUUCUUCUUCUUCUUCUCUCUCACUGUCAACCCUAAUUCAUUUCAAUCCUUCAGUAUCAUGCACACAUAAAAUUUUGUUUGUUCCCACUUGUUAUAUCUAUAUCUCUAUAUAGGACUUACGAGAAACCCGACACUAUAUUAUUGCCUUUCGUGGAUCAUUGGCAAGUCAUGUUUAUCCUGUUUGCCAACAAACUGAGAUUCAGAUACCCUUUAAAAAUCCCACUUUUAGGUCUCCUUUGUUGUGUACACACUCGUUCCUUGUGUCCUUAUGUGAAACCCAUCAAUUGGAACACCUCCCACAGCUUCGUUCGAAACAACCCUCUCCUUUCUCUCUUAGAAAGGUGUCAGUCCUUGCUCCAGUUGAAGCAAAUCCAGGCCCAGAUGAUCCUGACUGGCUUCAUUAACGACAGCUUUGCCGCAAGUCGUCUUGUUACAUUCUGUGCUUUAUCUGAAUCGCAGGCCCUUGAGUAUUGUACCAAGAUCUUGUAUUGGAUCCCAGAACCAAAUGUAUUUUCUUGGAAUGUGACAAUUAGGGGAUUUGUGGAAAGUGGGGACUUAGGAGGAGUUGUUUUGUUGUACAAGAGAAUUUUGCAAUCUGGUGUUACGAAACCAGAUAAUCAUACUUAUCCUUUCUUGCUCAAGGCUUGCUCUUUCCCAUCUAUGAAUUGUGUUGGUUAUACAGUACUUGGACAUGUGUUGAAGUUUGGAUUUGAAUUUGAUAUAUUUGUGCACAAUGCAUCAAUAACUAUGUUACUCUCGUAUGGAGAGUUGGAGGCAGCGUAUGAUGUGUUCAACAAUGGUUGUGUGAGAGACUUGGUAACAUGGAAUGCCAUGAUUACGGGAUGUGUUAGAAGAGGGCUAGCUAAUGAGGCUAAAAAACUCUAUCACGAAAUGGUGGGAGAGAAAGUGAAACCAAAUGAGAUUACGAUGAUUGGGAUUAUUUCUUCUUGUUCUCAACUGCAGGAUUUGAAUCUCGGUAGAAAAUUUCAUCUUUAUGUCACAGAACAUGGCAUUGAGUUGACAAUCCCACUCAGUAAUGCACUUAUGGACAUGUAUGUCAAGUGUGGAGACCUGUUGGCUGCACGAAUUCUAUUUGAUAAAAUGGCACACAAGACCAUUGUUUCAUGGACGACAAUGGUUUUGGGGUAUGCUAGAUUUGGUUUUCUGGAUGUCGCUCGGGAGCUUUUGUAUAAAAUUCCAGAAAAGAGUGUUGUGCCUUGGAAUGCAAUCAUCAGUGGCUGUGUCCAAGCUAAGAAUAGUAAAGAGGCCCUGGCUCUGUUCCAUGAAAUGCAAAUUAAGAAAAUCAAACCUGAUAAAGUUACCAUGGUUAACUGUUUGUCUGCAUGCUCACAACUAGGAGCACUUGACGUAGGAAUAUGGAUUCACCAUUAUACUAAAAGGCAUAGUAUUUCUCUCGAUGUUGCAUUGGGAACUGCACUAGUUGACAUGUAUGCUAAGUGUGGAAAUAUUGCAAAGGCUCUCCAGGUUUUCCAAGAGGUUCCUCAAAAGAAUUGUUUGACCUGGACAGCCAUUAUUUGUGGUUUAGCACUUCAUGGGAAUGCCUGGGAUGCUAUAUCAUAUUUCUCAGAAAUGAUCCGUAGUGGCUUAAGACCUGAUGAGAUCACUUUUCUUGGUGUCUUAUCAGCUUGUUGUCAUGGAGGUUUAGUUGAAGAAGGCCGAAAAUACUUUUCCCAAAUGAGCUUUAACUUUAAUAUAACUCCUCAGCUUAAACACUACUCGUGCAUGGUGGAUCUUUUAGGAAGGGCUGGUCAUUUGGAGGAAGCAGAAGAGCUUAUUAGAAAUAUGACAAUAGCAGCAGAUGCUGCUGUGUGGGGUGCUUUAUUCUUUGCAUGUCGUGUUCAUGGUAAUGUUUUAAUAGGAGAGAGGGCAGCUUUGAAACUUCUUGAGAUGGAUCCUCAAGAUAGUGGUAUUUAUGUUUUGCUUGCUACUAUGUACAGUGAGGCAAAAAUGUGGAAGGAGGCAAGUAACGCAAGAAAUAUAAUGAAGAAGAGAGGAGUAGAAAAGAUUCCUGGUUGCAGCUCAAUUGAAAUCAAUGGCAUUGUGCACGAGUUUGUGGCAAAGGAUGUGUUACAUCCACAGUUUGAAUGGAUUUAUGAAUGCCUGGUUUCAUUGACAAAGCAACUAGAGCUUCUUAUGUUAAAAUGUGAAAUUCCUGCUUAUGGAGAUGAAUUUGUUUCCUAAACUUGUCAGUUUGUUUUCUCUAUUUCUUCUGCUGAUUUUAUUACAAUCUUCCCUGGAUAGCCUGUACCAACUUUUCAUUCUACCAAGGGUGUCCUACCUUAGAAAAUAUAUGUAAAUACCAUGAAGACAUUUGAUAGGUCUUGGAAGGUUUAUGUCAGAAAAAAUAGAAAGAACAGUUAGUAAGUGGUGGUUGUAGGAGUUAGGAGGAGUUUUAUAGCAGUUAGCAGUAGUUUCUUUGUCAGUUAUGUUUUGUUUAUGUCUUUUAAGGAGUUGGGGGUGUAUUGUGUUGGUUGUCGAGUGUUUUAUUUCUGAAACAGGAUUUGUCAUGUGUAAGGGAAAGUUUUUCCCUUGACUGUUGUUGAUUGCUUUCACAGUUUCCCAUUCAAUAAAAUUGUUUUUCCCUUGUGAGAAUUCAUAAA